AGAUCCUCGCAUUUUGCAAUGCUGUAGAGCAUCGUUUGCAAUAUCAGAAACAAACUUCUGAGCAGCUAAAGAGAUCAAACGAACCCUAAAAAAGAUUAAUCCAUCCUACUUUACUAGUUGCUGUAAAGAGGCAGUUUCGUUUGGUGACAUUGACCGAAGGACGACUGAUUAUCGACCAAAGAAAGCGUAUCUCUUUUACAAUUCGACACUGCCGGGUGUGAACAUAAGCCAUGAGGAAGACAGUUGUAUUUUUUUUUCUUUUUAUGUGCCACAUCACUCGUUUCAUCACAUGUAACCAACGAAAUAUUUUUGAAGCCGUACCAAACAAUUUCUUUAAAGACUGUUUGGUUGAAAUAAAUAAAUAUCGUAAAUACCAUGGAUCUCAUCCAUUACGUUGGAGUAAGGAUUUACAAUAUCACGCUCAACUUCGUGCCGAUCAACUAGCAAAAAAUGACGUUUUCACCAACGACAUCGAGUCUUUACAAAUACUUGGUCAGGGAGAAACUGUUUCCUAUCUAUUGCCUGCAAAGGAAAUAUGUCGUACAUACCCUCCAUCUGGAGAUUGCUAUGCAUGCCGAGAUACCAUUGCUUCUUGGUACAACGAAUCAAAUUAUUAUAACUAUGUUACUGGUUAUUCUCUAGAUGGUACAAAACCAGUCUUACAUUUUACCCAGCUUAUUUGGAAAGACACAGUAAAAGUUGGUAUUGCUGUAGGUACCAGUGCUCGUAAUGGUGUUAUAACAGUUGCUAGGUUUCAUCCACUGGGAAAUAUUGGAUUUAUUGAUGAUUAUGUCAGAAAUGUUGCCCCAAGAGGGAUUACAGGUAGUAAUGAUGGAUUUGAUGGAGAUAGAAGUCAAAGUGGACCAUCUUGUCGAAGGACGAGGAAACGGAAAGUUGUAAAAGACUGUUUCAAUAAAUAUGGAGAUGAACUUUGUAGUUUUUAUGCUUUUCUUCCUGAAUAUUGUGAAUACAACAAAGCAUUUAUGAAAGCAAGCUGUGAAAAAAGCUGUGGAUUUUGCAAUGUGGAAAUCAAAAGAGAACUAUUUUGGCUUGUUGGAGAAUGGUUGAAGUGUCAUGGAGGGUUUCGAAGACGCAUCGUAAAAUGUUUCAGCAAAGAAAAUGGCCAUGAUUAUCUUGUUCAAAAAUAUGUGUGUCGACAUAAACUUGGGUAUAAACCUUCGGAAUACAAAGACUGCCCUACGAAUUCUUAGAAAAACAGAAGAAUAUACAGGAAACGUGAUGAAAAUAUCCUAGAACUAGAGUCGAAAUUGCUAAAUCAAUCAAACCAUCAAUUCAUUUAUUGAGAUAACUGCGAUAUUAAUAACUUAAAAUGUUCAUUAAAAAAAUUAUGUUUAUGUUUAAUUAAAAAAUAUAUCCCUGUUUGCGCAUUUAAA
Molecule: messenger RNA, 1394 nt
Organism: Xenia sp. Carnegie-2017
Lineage: Eukaryota; Metazoa; Cnidaria; Anthozoa; Malacalcyonacea; Xeniidae
Exons: 8
Coding region: 231-1211 (326 amino acids)
Source: RefSeq, a predicted model, not a curated record